AUGCGCGAACAAAGAAUAGGCGGGCUGACGGAGCAGAAUGAUAUUUUCCGAUUGCUGUGCCGGUUUAGAAUUAUAAUCACUCGCUACAUAGUUAGCGGGUAUUGCAUAUUUACAGAUCUCAUAUCUCAGAAAGCAACGAUGACGGCCACAUACGACGUUAACUGCGAGCUUCGCGGACACGAAGGUGCAGUACGCUGCAUCACCACCAUUUCCAAUGAUCUCCUCGUGACCGGCGCCAUGGACUCUGUAGCCCGUGUUUGGGUACGUGACUCCAGCUCUACCAUCGGUAAUUUUGUGGCUUUACAAAGCGCAGUCACCUAUGAACACGAACACUGGGUCACGGCUAGCGUGGCACUCGAAGGUGGUGGCUUCGCCACCGGUAGCAUGGACAAGAAAAUACACCUUUUCGACUCCCAAGCAAAUUGCUAUGCUGUACUGCAGGGCCAUGAGGGUGGCAUCACCUCCUUAAAUCUAUCUCUAGACAAAAAAACACUAUUUUCUGGCAGUUGGGAUGGCACGGCUCGCAUCUGGAACCUCGAGAAGCUACAGUGUCUGCAAGUCCUGCGUGGUCAUGAAAACGGCGUCUGCGUGCUUAGCCUACCGGAUGGUUCCUUGGUUACUGGAUCUACUGGUCAGCAGGUGGGUAAUCGCGUGGUAGACUUCAAACUUCGCUUCUGGACCAAGGACACGUUCGCGCUGACAAAAUCACUGACGGACCACCAGGGUCCAAUCCGACAGUUGGCUUUGGUACCGGACAUCGGCUUUGUAAGUUGUUCCAACGAUGGAUCCAUUAAGCUUCGUUCAAUGGAUGGCUCUAUUCUGGCCAGUAUGGAGCACCCAUUGAAUCCAGAAGGUAAACCAGGCUUCAUACUAGGCGUUUGUGUGCUUAGCAACGGUUGUCUCGUUUCAGCGAGCGAAGACUCGACGGCGCGUGUGUGGUCACAGGACGGUGCACUUAUUCAGACUUUGGAACACCCGGGAGGACUUUGGUGUGUGGCUCCACUACCAAAUGGAGACUUUGCCACGGGCUGCGACGACAAAGCUGUGCGAGUUUUUACAUAUGAUGUUGCGCGUGUGGACCCAAAUGCAGUAGCUUCGUUUCAAGCAGCGGUGGAGGAAGCGCGAAUUGCAAGGACACAGGGACCAAGUGGCGUGGAAAUUAAGUCACUUCCCGACUAUGACCAAAGAAUCAAUGUCCCUGGGAUGUCUGACGGUCAAAUUCAAAUGUUUCGUCGCGCCACGAAAGCAUGGGCUUGUCAAUGGAGUGGUCCUUCAGGAACUUGGAUCGAUAUUGGAGAGGUGACUGGGACUGGCGGUGGCGGAGUCAUCGACGGCCAAGCAUAUGACAUGUUGAUACCAGUUGAGAUCGAAACGCCUGGUGGUCUGAAGAAGCUAAAAAUUGGAUAUAACCAGGGUCAAAAUCCAUUUACGAUAGCGCAAAAGUUUAUCGACCAGCACUUGCUGGACCAGGCGUAUUUACGCGAAAUUGCUGAUUACAUCACACAGCGAGCUGGUGAGUACCAUCCGCCUGUGCUAGGAAGCAACGAUAGCUUGGAUUCCACUUCUGGCAAUUGUGUUUCAGCGGAUUCUGCUGCUACUGUUCCCCGAUACAAGUAUUUUCCUGUGUCUGGUUACAACACAUUCGAAACGACGAAGAUCGCAAGGCUUAUGAGCACGUUGCGUCAGUUUAAUGACCAGUUGAAAGAAGCUCAGGCACCAGAAGCCCUGACAGACUCUCAACUUAUCGCUCUUGACCAGAUUGUACACAUAGUUCAAGAUACCGCGUUCUACCAUUCUAGCACAUUCACCGUUUCCGAGAUAGCUGCACUUAAGAGCUCGCUAAACAUCUGGCCAGCAAAUAAGGCAUUUCCGACGCUGGAUCUUCUCCGACUCGUGCUUGUACACCCUCAUGGCCCAGCUUCCCUUGGAGAAGCAGGGCUUGAAGCACUUGUCACCAAGGUGCUACGCAUUGGAUUGGAAACUAGUCCGACGGAGGGCGACGACGCAAUUCCUGUAGCAACGCGCAUGCUUUCAUUACGUGUUCUUGCAAACAUGUUUUUGCAUGACGCAGCUCGAAAGUCAAUUCUGGCUCAUAAGGAUGAAGUGUUGAAGAAAUUGCCACUUUUCCAGAAAUUUCACGAUAAACUCGUGGCGCUCAGUCUCUCAACUAUUCUGCUCAACUUUGCGCGAGUGCAAGUAGCAAGUUCAGGAGCUCUCACGCCCGAGGAUCAGGUCGUGGUGGUCUCACUAUCUGCCGACUUGCUGAACGGCGCGUACACAGUCGAGGAAUUGGGCGAUGAUACGAUUUUGCGAUCUCUCGUGGCCAUUGGUACAAUGGCGCUAAGCGGCGAUGUAAGGACAAAAGAAGCUGCAAAAAUUCAUAUUUCGAUAUUUUCUGCGGGUAAAGCAAAUGAAACCUCUGCCCCGACAGUCCGGGAAUGCCUGACGGAACUGCUUCAACUACUUGACUAA
Molecule: messenger RNA, 2472 nt
Organism: Plasmopara halstedii
Lineage: Eukaryota; Oomycota; Peronosporomycetes; Peronosporales; Peronosporaceae
Product: Phospholipase A2-activating protein (contains WD40 repeats)
Exons: 8
Coding region: 1-2472 (823 amino acids)
Biological process (GO): ubiquitin recycling; proteasome-mediated ubiquitin-dependent protein catabolic process
Cellular component (GO): cytoplasm; nucleus
Molecular function (GO): ubiquitin binding
Source: RefSeq, a predicted model, not a curated record